AUGCACUUGCUUCCCUUUCACGUUGUUAGUCCUUUAGUUUGGUUCAUUCUAAAACAAAACCUCAUCCUCUGGUUCUCUCCAUCCGCAGGCACACGGGAGCAGGAUCAGAACGCCAAAAGUUGGGAGGUAGUUCUCCAAAGACUUCUCUUUACACGACGUGCUACUUUCGUGGAAACAAUCCUGGAAAAAAGCUCAAGUAAAGGACGAAAAGAACUAUAA
This is a messenger RNA of Necator americanus (New World hookworm), 219 nucleotides long. RefSeq lists its product as uncharacterized. The coding region runs from base 1 to 219 and encodes 72 amino acids. The transcript is spliced from 2 exons. Lineage: Eukaryota; Metazoa; Nematoda; Chromadorea; Rhabditida; Ancylostomatidae. The record is from RefSeq and is a predicted model, not a curated record.